This is a messenger RNA of Racocetra fulgida, 1185 nucleotides long. Lineage: Eukaryota; Fungi; Glomeromycota; Glomeromycetes; Diversisporales; Gigasporaceae. The record is from the annotation of a GenBank genome assembly.
AUGAACUCAAUUAGAAACUUUCAUAUUUCCGAUUCUACCAAACCUUCUUUAUACCCUAAUAUAAAAAACUUGAACACUGAAUCAAAAAGAUUGAUUUUACAAAUUCUUUAUCCUACUCUCCAAACUCUUCUCACAAAACUUCCAUCAUUAUCUGUCUCCAUUAGAGAUGCGAAAUCAUCUAAUCCAUUAUUCUUACAACUUGAUGAACUAUAUUUAACAAGUCUCAUCAAAUUUGUUCCUAUUUCUUCCGAAAGUGAUUUGGAAAAACUUAUAGAGAGACAACACGAUUUAAAAUUCAGCAUAGAUGAUGAGACGAAACCACUUUGGAGAAUUGUGGUUGGCAUCACCAAUCUUCAAAAAUCAUCUGAAAGACCGGAAUAUGAUUUUUGUAUCUUAUUCUGUUGGCAUCACACUAUCGUUGACGAAAUAAGUUCCUUAUCAAUAAAUAAUUUAUUCGUUGAAACACUCAAUGAAAUCUUCAAAAGAUACAAAUCAAAUACAUCAACAAAAUUAAAGAAACUUCCGGAUUCUUACACUCAUGCUAUACUUCCAAUUCAAAGAUCCCCUCAAAGCUGUGGUCUGAUAGAACAUGCAAUUGACAUAGUUGAUGUGAAUUCUAGGAAUAUUCACUUUCAUAACAAGGUUAAAUUGGUUUCUUUAACCAUAGAAGAGGUUAGAAAAUUAAAAAUGGCUGCCAAAGAACAUGUUUCAAAAUUUAAUAAUAGAAUGGGAUUAUGGGAUUUACUUUCAAAAGAUAAAAUUUUAAAACAAUUGAUUAAUUGUCAGAAGAAACUUGUUGGUGAUGGUAAAAUUUGUUCUAUAUUAUAUUCAAAUUUAGAUCAAUUUAAUUCUUCUCUUUAUCCUCAUGAUGAUAUCCUUGAAUCUCCUAGUACUAGUGCUCCUUCUAUUAAUUUUACACCUUCUUCUCCUGAUUCUGAUAAUAAUGAUAGUUUAGUAGAUGUAAAUUUGGAUGAUCCGGAUUCAAAUGAUUCAAAUGGUUGGAAAGUUAUAGAUAUGAUAUUUUCACAAUCCAUGUAUUUGGUUGGGCCUGCACUUAUCGUAAAUUCUAUUUUUCAAGGUCAGAAGAUGAAUUUAUGUAUAGUUUAUCGGAUUGGUAGUGUUGAUGAAAAAAGUGUUGAUUUGUUUGCUGAAGGAUUGUUGGUGAACGUGGUGAAAUCGAUUUAG